This is a messenger RNA of Microcebus murinus (gray mouse lemur), 1761 nucleotides long. The record is from RefSeq and is a predicted model, not a curated record. Lineage: Eukaryota; Metazoa; Chordata; Mammalia; Primates; Cheirogaleidae.
AGGGGGCGCCCAGAACACGUCGUCUGCGAAGAACGAGUAAUAAAACUACAUUUCCCAGCGUCCCGCGCGCCGCCGACGCACUUCCGAAGCCCGCGGACAAGAUGGCUGCGCCCGAGGAGCACGGUUCUCCGACAGAAGCGCCCCAGCCGGCAGUGGAGGAGGAGGAAAUUAAAACAUUUAAAGACUUGGGUGUGACAGAUGUAUUGUGUGAAGCUUGUGACCAGUUGGGAUGGGCAAAGCCCACCAAGAUCCAGAUUGAAGCUAUUCCUUUGGCCUUACAAGGUAGGUUGAAAUUAAAUAUGGAGUUGAGGGCUGUUGCUAUAAUUUUAUUUCUUUCUUUUUGUCCUUGCUCUGAAACAUUGUACUUUCUCUUCAACCUUUCCUGGUUAGCAACUCCUGGGCGACUGAUUGACCACUUGGAAAAUACAAAAGGUUUCAACUUAAGAGCUCUCAAAUACUUAGUCAUGGAUGAAGCUGACCGAAUAUUGAACAUGGAUUUUGAGACAGAGGUUGACAAGAUCCUUAAAGUAAUUCCCCGAGAUCGGAAAACAUUUCUCUUCUCUGCUACCAUGACCAAGAAGGUGCAAAAGCUUCAACGAGCAGCUCUGAAGAAUCCUGUGAAAUGUGCUGUUUCCUCUAAAUACCAGACAGUUGAGAAAUUACAGCAAUAUUAUCUUUUCAUUCCCUCUAAGUUCAAGGAUACCUACCUGGUUUACAUUCUAAAUGAGCUGGCUGGAAACUCAUUUAUGAUAUUCUGUAGCACCUGUAACAAUACUCAGAGAACAGCUUUGCUACUCCGAAAUCUCGGAUUCACGGCCAUCCCCCUCCAUGGACAGAUGAGUCAGAGCAAGCGGUUAGGAUCCCUUAAUAAGUUUAAGGCAAAGGCUCGUUCCAUUCUUCUAGCAACUGAUGUUGCAAGCCGAGGUUUGGACAUACCUCAUGUAGAUGUAGUUGUCAACUUCGACAUUCCUACACAUUCCAAGGAUUAUAUCCACCGAGUAGGUCGAACAGCUAGAGCUGGGCGUUCUGGAAAGUCUAUUACUUUUGUCACACAGUAUGAUGUGGAACUCUUCCAGCGCAUAGAACACUUAAUUGGGAAGAAACUGCCUGUUUUUCCAACACAGGAUGAUGAGGUUAUGAUGCUGACAGAACGUGUGACUGAAGCCCAGAGAUUUGCCCGAAUGGAGCUAAGGGAGCAUGGAGAAAAGAAGAAGCGCACGCGGGAGGAUGCUGGGGACAACGAUGACACGGAGGGUGCUAUUGGUGUCAGGAACAAGGUGGCUGGAGGAAAAAUGAAGAAACGGAAAGGCCGUUAAUCACUUUUAUACAGACUUGAGUUCUGUUUUCUUUUCUGUGGAAGAGAAUUGAAGAAGAGAAUGAAAUCUCCUCCAGCAGAGGUUCUCAGACUGAAAUCUGUCAGAAUUAUGGGCAGAAUGCGCUCAGCUAAUUCACUGCUCAUUCCCGGUCUGUGUUGGAGUGUCAUGACUGCAGAGUAAUCUUUACAGUGCGCAUGUCAAGACUGCUACUGUUCCUCAGCUUUGCUUCCUUGCUUGUGACAUGAGUAGAUGUGCUCUUCUGUCACUUCACACAGACCUUUUACCUUUUUUAGCUGCGAGUCAAGAACCAGGCUGAUGAAGCCCAUGACCUGUAAUUGUAAAGAACAGAAGCUUGGAUAUCUAUAAGCGAAACUUAAGCCAUCUCAGCUUGUGCUUCACUAGACCUAAUGUGAAACAAUAAAUUUAAAUGCUAUUUUUAAAAGAU